Molecule: messenger RNA, 1382 nt
Organism: Mus musculus (house mouse)
Lineage: Eukaryota; Metazoa; Chordata; Mammalia; Rodentia; Muridae
Gene: Unc119
Product: unc-119 lipid binding chaperone
Exons: 5
Coding region: 73-861 (262 amino acids)
Biological process (GO): lipoprotein transport; mitotic cytokinesis
Cellular component (GO): centrosome; spindle; intercellular bridge
Molecular function (GO): lipid binding
Source: RefSeq, marked reviewed
UUCCCCUGGCUCCAGCCGGCGCAAGCAGCGGCGGCGGUGGCAGCGGGCGAGGAUCUGCGGCCCCGCGAGGCCAUGAAGGUGAAGAAAGGCGGCGGCGGGACCGGGUCGGGGGCGGAGCCCGUUCCAGGGGCCUCGAACCGGAGCGCGGAGCCCACGCGGGAGCCUGGGGCGGAAGCUGAGUCCGGGUCCGAGUCGGAGCCGGAGCCAGGCCCGGGGCCCAGGCUGGGGCCGCUGCAGGGCAAGCAGCCCAUCGGGCCGGAGGAUGUGCUGGGGCUGCAGCGGAUCACGGGUGACUACCUGUGCUCCCCUGAGGAAAAUAUCUACAAGAUUGACUUCGUCAGGUUCAAGAUCCGUGACAUGGACUCAGGGACUGUCCUUUUUGAAAUCAAGAAGCCCCCUGUUUCGGAACGGUUGCCCAUCAACCGGCGGGACCUGGACCCCAAUGCAGGGCGCUUUGUUCGCUACCAGUUCACACCUGCCUUCCUCCGCCUAAGGCAGGUGGGAGCCACGGUGGAGUUCACAGUGGGAGACAAGCCGGUCAACAACUUCCGCAUGAUCGAGAGGCACUACUUUCGAAACCAGCUCCUCAAAAGCUUCGACUUCCACUUUGGCUUCUGCAUCCCCAGCAGCAAGAACACCUGUGAGCACAUCUAUGACUUCCCUCCUCUCUCCGAGGAGCUAAUUCUGAAGUCCCUACAGGGUCUGGCUCAGGGUCCUGACCUUUGCCCUGGAUGGGCCUCUCUUGCAGUCAGUGAGAUGAUUCGUCACCCGUAUGAGACCCAGUCUGACAGCUUCUACUUCGUGGAUGACCGGCUGGUGAUGCAUAACAAAGCAGACUAUUCCUACAGUGGGACACCCUGACCCCUAAUGCUGCCCCUGAGGCUCUGGCCUAGACCCUGUGCUGUAACCUCUCCGACAUCAUCUCCACUUGGGGAUGGAUCCGGUGGCUCUGGACCCUGAGUCAGUCUCGAGAGGAAAGGUGUCCAGCAUCCCUAGGCAAACCUCUGGAGCUAGUGGGAGGGGCAGCAGGGGGAGGCUGGCUGUCCCCAUGUUCAGGAAGGCCUCCUGCAAGAGGAGGACUCCUGGAUGCCUCGCUAGGUCCACUGGGCCUGAGUUUCAGAGUAGUGCCCCCUUCUUGACCGUGACUAGAUCAGGUUAGGGACCAUUUCCUGUCCCUUGCCCACCACCUCCAGGCUAUUUAUAGUUGUCGGUUCACAGACAAAGAUCCACAGUGGGUACCCUGCUCUGAGCCCUGGCCUCCUCCAUCAGGGGCCAAGAAACUACCCGAGGUGUGAGAGGGGCGGGUCCAGAUCGCAGCCUGUAAGACCUGGACAAACUGUAUAUAGUUUUCAAUAAACCUUUUCUGUUCUUGGGUGCGGCCA